GCUCCCCUUCAUACCCCAUUACUGUGGACGCCUUUGAGGAAGACGGCUUAAGCCAACUCUUUUCUAGGGUCUCUUCGCCACUUAAACGACACACACGGGCGUAUGUUUAUCUGCGCUUGUGUUCCUUGUUCGUCAGGCCUGAGUGGUCAUUGGCGCUAGUCACACAGCUUUGUAGGGUUUAAGAGGUAGGCGAAGAUUUCAUUUCCAAGAUGGAAAGCCCGUCCGACUCAGCUGUGGCUUUACCUAGCACUCCACGGGCCUGCGCCAGCCCACCAUCUCCCCGUACAAGCAGUUUAAGAAAACAACCUAUGAGUGCAACACUUAGAGAACGAUUGAGGAAAACUAGAUCUUCAUUUAAUUCCCAUUACAAUGUGGUAAAACGGCUUAAAGUAGAGAAUGAAGAAAACGAUCAGACUUUUCCUGAGAAACCAGCAUCUUCAACAGAAGAAAACUGUUUGGAACUUCAGGAAGAUUUUAAACACAAAGAUGGUGAAUUCAAAGAAAGUACAUAUUUGAAAAAUACCUUCAAGAAUAUCAGUGCCUGUGAAUCUAAGUCUCUUGAUACUGAGUCAUGCAGUGAUCUCCAGAGUGACUUUGUGAAUGAGGAACUUCCCAAACAGGGACUAAGUGAAGAAAGAACAAAAUUGAUGAAGCAGAUUGAAGAGAAAGAAGACCUUCUUCGGAGGCUAAAACUGGUCAAAAUGUAUAGAUCAAAGAAUGACCUGUCUCAGUUACAGUUGUUAAUACAGAAGUGGAGAAGCUGUAGCCAGCUGUUGCUUUAUGAGUUGCAGUCAGCCAUGUCUGCGGAGAACAGGAAACUCAGCCUUACUCAGUUGAUAGACCACUAUGGGUUAGACGAUAAGUUGCUACACUAUAACAGAAGUGAAGAAGAAUUUAUGGAUGUUUAAUUCAUAAUUAUUUCCCCAGAAUAUUUUUGAGAAUGAUAAGUUAAAAGAUACUUAAUACAUUUUAAAAGGAAGGUAGAAACCAUUAUGUAAAUAUAAAAUAAGAUCUAAAAUGAAAAUUUAGUAGUCUGGAUAAAUUUGCCAAAGAAAACUUCAUAUUUAAAGAAAUGUGAAAAAAAAUUAAAUCAUGUUUAAAAAAUAGUUUGGUCAUUUCUGUAAGUCAAUUUUAAUAUAUUGUUUAUUGUGGUAAAAAAGUUCUAUUUUUUUUAAGGUUUUAUUUUAAAUGUUAAAAAAUAGUUCAGUCAGGUGAAUGUCUAAACCUAAAGUGGUCUAAAAAUGCCUGUCUCCUAAGUUUAUGGACCGUGUUUCUAUCCAUUUACCACAUACUUCCAUCUGGAUGGUGUAGCAGGUAAUUAAACUUGUCCAUACGUCAUUUUA
Molecule: messenger RNA, 1343 nt
Organism: Mustela lutreola (European mink)
Lineage: Eukaryota; Metazoa; Chordata; Mammalia; Carnivora; Mustelidae
Gene: SFR1
Product: SWI5 dependent homologous recombination repair protein 1
Exons: 4
Coding region: 210-908 (232 amino acids)
Biological process (GO): double-strand break repair via homologous recombination; positive regulation of DNA-templated transcription
Cellular component (GO): Swi5-Sfr1 complex
Source: RefSeq, a predicted model, not a curated record